This is a messenger RNA of Plasmopara halstedii, 2304 nucleotides long. RefSeq names its product WD40 repeat-containing protein CHE-2. Gene Ontology annotation, cellular component: cilium; intraciliary transport particle B; centrosome. The transcript has a single exon. The record is from RefSeq and is a predicted model, not a curated record. Lineage: Eukaryota; Oomycota; Peronosporomycetes; Peronosporales; Peronosporaceae. Gene Ontology annotation, biological process: cilium assembly. Gene Ontology annotation, molecular function: protein binding. Bases 1 to 2304 code for a protein of 767 amino acids.
AUGCGUCUCCAACACGCCCAAUUGCCAGUGAAUCACCAUACGGAAAUUGUCACAGCAUGUUGCUGGACACCCGAAAAUGACGCGAUCACGUGCAGCGAUGACAAGUCGAUUGUACGCUGGCGAAUGGAUGGAGAAGUUGUGGGUACUGUGAUGAAAAUAGAAGCGUACGUCACUGCCGUACAUUGGGUACCAUCAUUGGGCAAACAAGGUGCCGAUACAUUUGUUGUUUCCUGUACUGAUGGAACAUUUCGUUUGAUAUCAAAAAACGGACGCGAGGAGAAACGCGUUCAGGGCUGUGAUGCUGGAGCUGUGAUUGCUCUUAAGUGGAAUUAUGACGGAACUGCACUUGUCACGGCAGGAGAAGAUGGCUCACUUAAGAUCUGGUCACGCAGCGGAAAUCUUCGAUCGACACUUGCAACUACGGGAAGAUCUAUAUAUGACGUUUGCUGGGGACCUGAUGGCGAUCAGCUAUUGUUUACCUACGGCAAUUUUUUAGUGAUCAAAACUGUGCAAUUCGGUCGCAAAGAUAUUCAGUGGAAAGCUCACGAUGGUUCCAUCUUGUGUUUAGACUGGAACCCUAUCAACAAUCGCCUUAUUUCGGGUGGUGAAGAUCGCAUUUUUCGAGUUUGGGAUGCCUUUGGUCGUCAGUUGUACCAGAGUCCAGCGGGCGAGCAUGUUAUCACGUCUAUCGCUUGGUGUCCAAAUGGUAAUUGCUUUGCUGUGGGAUCGUACAACUUACUCCGACUUUGCGAUCAGACUGGAUGGUCUUACUGUCGCCAACGUCCUCAGAGCGGAUCGCUGAUGGAUUUGGCUUGGUCUUCGGACUCAACACAACUAGUGGCUGCAGGUGGCAAUGGGGCUACUGUGUUUGCACAGGUUGUGGGGCGUAUGUUGCCUUGGAAAAAGGUCGAAGUGACGCUUGUGGAUCCCCGCAAGAUCCACGUUCAUGAUGUCGUGAACGAAACCCUGGAAGAGCUGGACUUUGCCCGCGAUCGAGUUGUAGAAAUGUCGUUCGCUCACGGAUUCCUUGUCGUUUGCACGGCGACGCAGUGUUUCAUUUACGAUGCGCAGAGCUGGAACACGCCUCACAUUUUUGACUUACGCGCUGCAGUUAGUUUACUCGUUCAAAGUGAAAAUCAUUUUUUGACCGUAGACCAUUUUAAUGGGAUUCAAGUCUACUCAUACGAAGGAAAACCCGUCAGUAAUCCGAAGUUCUCUGGUUUACAUGUGAAUUUUCUCAGUAGCCGCACUCUUUCGCUUAGUAGUGAUACUCUCGCCAUUUUGGAUCACUCGGAUCGUAGAACGAUUCGAUGCUUUGACAUGAAUACCGGCAAGCAGCUUUCAGUAGUCAUCACGCAUUCUCUUGAAAUUUUAGAGCUAUCUCUUAGUCAUUUUGGGAUCAUGGAAGAUCGCAAGAUUUUUUUUAUUGAUCGAAACCGUGAUUUGUAUCUAUCUCGUGUCAUGAGCAAUGGUAUUGUUAAAUUGCACGCUCAAGUUGAUUCUGCAGCGUGGAAUGAUGCGUCUGAACUUCUUAUUGCCAUAGCAGACACAAAACUGCUCACAUGGACGUAUCCAAACAUGGUGUACGUAGACCGAACGCUACUGCCAGAUGUGAUCGAGUCUAGAGAUGCCGCUGACUUUUUGAAUCUGGCGGCGAUUACUAGCUUUGUGGGCUCGAGCGUCACUGUGAGGCGGGCAGAUGGCACCAUUAUUGCUGCGGGUAUACCACCCUACGCUCCAAUGCUGUAUGAAUUCACAACGGUCGCCGACUGGGAUAAAGCUGUUCGACUCUGCCGAUUUGUAAAGAGUAAAAGCCUCUGGACUUGCUUAGCCGGCAUGGCACUUCAUCGACGCCACUUAGAAACGGCAGAGAUUGCGCUUGCUGCCAUCGAAUGUGUCGAUAAGCUUUAUUAUGUGCUUUACGUGAAGAAUUUGGCCUCCGAUGAGGUACGGAAUGCAGAGCUGGCCCUUUAUUCUGGCAACAUUAAUGAAGCCGAAGCUAUCUUACUACAAGCUCAUCCAACCCCGCUCGUUUAUCGAGCAAUAAAGCUCAACUUAAGGCUAUUUCGCUGGGAACGAGCUCUCGAUUUAGCUAUCAAGCACACAACAGACGCAGGAACGCAUGUGGACACGGUAUUAGCCUAUCGCGAACGUUUUUUAGCGGCAAACAAGCUGCAAGAGACAGACAAAAAAUAUUUGCAAUACUCGAAACAAGUUACUAUAGACUGGGAGACGAUAUCUAAGAAGAAGGAAGUUGAGCGGGAAAAGGAGCAGCAUAGCAACGGUGGAAGUCGCCGAAAGUAA